AUGGCAAGGGAUAUCGCGAUAACUACUUCAAGUGGAGUUGUGAAGAAGGGAUCAGUGGCAAGCGCGUCAGGUGGACCUCUGGCGAAGUUAAAGCGCAACCGAACUUGUUUCUGGGUACUUGGGGCUCUCAUUCUGCUAGUACUGAUCGGGCUCGGAGUCGGGCUCGGAGUCGGUUUAACUAGGCGAUCGAACGAUGAUGGUUCUGAUAAUACCGCAGAUAAUGCUACUGAUGGAAGAGAUAAGUCAGGCACGAUGAGCACUAGUCUAGGUGGUACCAGUUUAGGCACUACCGGUUUGAGCAGUUCCACUCGUUCGGGCGGGGUCAAAACUGUUACGGAAACAUACAAAGUCAGACCCUCACAAACUGGAACUGCAUCCCACUGGCAGCCAACGGCUGGGGAAACCUGGCAGAUAACCCUCAUUCGCCCGCCUAACAAUACCGACGAAAAUGUCGCUGCCUACGACAUUGAUCUAUUCGACAACUCACUUUCAUUUAUUGCAAGUCUCAAAUUGAAGGGUUACAAAAUUAUUUGCUAUUUUUCCGCCGGCUCGUACGAAGACUGGCGGUCAGAUGCGAAGAACUUUACCAGGAAGGAUUACGGCGAAGCUAUGGACGGCUGGGAAGGAGAAUGGUGGCUAGACACGAAUAGCGAAAAUGUCCGCAACAUUGUGUCGAAUCGGAUCGCCCUCGCACAGUCCAAAGGGUGUGACGCUGUUGACCCAGACAAUAUCAAUGGGUACCAGAACCCCACCGGUUUCAAUCUCACCGAAGACGAUGCUAUUUCUUUCCUUAAGUUCAUGGCCGAUGAAGCACAUGGCCGUGGAAUGGCCAUAGGACUGAAGAAUGGAGGUGCCAUAGUCGACGAUGUGGUAGAAUAUAUGGAUUUUUGUGUUCAAGAGUCUUGUGUAGCCUACGACGAAUGUGGUCCUUAUCGUGCAUUCCUCGAGUAUAAUUCCCCAGUCUUUCACCUUGAAUACCCGGAUGAAAGCAAGAUGACAGUUGCAGAAAUAUGUUCACCGGAUAAUGGUGCGCAGGGCUUUUCAACCUUGAUAAAGCAUCUUAUUCUCGACGAUUGGACAGAGUAUUGUCCGUAG
Orbilia oligospora ATCC 24927 is the source of this 1095-nucleotide messenger RNA. RefSeq lists its product as uncharacterized. The coding region runs from base 1 to 1095 and encodes 364 amino acids. NCBI's taxonomy places the organism in Eukaryota, Fungi, Ascomycota, Orbiliomycetes, Orbiliales, Orbiliaceae. The transcript has a single exon. The record is from RefSeq and is a predicted model, not a curated record.